This is a messenger RNA of Girardinichthys multiradiatus, 1427 nucleotides long. RefSeq names its product transmembrane 4 L six family member 4 (gene tm4sf4). The coding region runs from base 190 to 807 and encodes 205 amino acids. The transcript has 5 exons. NCBI's taxonomy places the organism in Eukaryota, Metazoa, Chordata, Actinopteri, Cyprinodontiformes, Goodeidae. The record is from RefSeq and is a predicted model, not a curated record. Gene Ontology annotation, cellular component: membrane.
CAGACAGCAUCAAUCGGUGAAUUCAGAGAUUUUUUAAAAACAAGAAGUUGUAAGGAGGGGUCUCUUUAAAGGUAUCUUUAUUUAUUUUGAAGUGGACAAAGUCUGGAACCCUAUUUCAAUUUCAACUUUACAAAAUAUUUCAGACAAAUCAAGUGAAGAACCUGCUGUUGCUAUCUGAGACGGUUCAGAAUGUGUUCGGGCGGCUUCGCUAAAUGUCUGGGCAUCAGCCUGAUGCCUCUGACGAUAGUGUGCGUGCUGUGCAACAUCCUGCUCUUCUUCCCCGGUGGGAAUUCUGUGGUCAGUGAAAAAAUCACAAGGGAGGUUUGGUUCUUUGGAGGCAUCCUGGGAUCAGGUGUGCUGAUGAUCUUCCCAGCUCUGGUCUUCCUGGGUUUGAAGAACAAUGACUGCUGCGGUUGCUGUGGAAACGAAAGCUGUGGGCGGAGAUUUGCAAUGCUGAGCUCUAUACUCUUUGCAGCUGUUGGUGUGUUAGGUGCAGGUUACUCAGUUGUAGUCUCUUGUGUGGCCAUAAACCAGGGACCAUUGUGUCAUGUUAAAGGCACUGGGCAAAACGAAACGGGCUGGAUGUACCCCUUCUCAAAUGGGGACUAUCUGAGUGACAAAAGUCUCUGGAGUAAAUGCAUAGAGCCAAAGGAUGUGGUGCCCUGGCACCUUUCCCUGUUCUGUGUGCUAUUGGUGAUGGGUUUAAUCCAGAUCGCACUGUGUGCCGUGCAAGUGAUAAACGGCCUGCUGGGAGCUUUGUGUGGAGACUGCUGUGGCUGCUGUGGAGGGAGCGAUGGAGCCGUAUAAGCACCUCCUGUGGAUGAAGACAGAUGGCUUUCCCAUAUUUAUUCUUCUACCUGAGGAUGACUUAUAUGGAUUAAUCUAAGUGCUGCAUAAAUACAUUUCUGAUCAGGAGCUCAUUGAUUACAGUGUAUGAUCUGAAAACAUUGCAGAAAUGACAGAGCUCUUUAUAGGUUUUUAGUUUACUUUCUAGCAAAUUAUUAUGGCUAUGCAUCAUUAUUACUAUUAUUAUAUAGAUUAAUCCAGUAUAUAUUACGUUUACUGAUUUUCUACCUGCUAUAUGUAUUUAUUUCGCUUCAUGGCUUUUUUCUUCCCAGUUUAUUUUUGCCGUCUCACAUAAAUUUAGUCUAUGCUUCAUCAAGCAACAUGACUGACCCCUUGUGGGCUUCAAACACUACAUCUUCACCAAAGAUUUUAUUGUGCUCUACCAGUAAUUAAUGAAAGAGAAAGGUUUUUUUCAUUCUGAAUGUGCUGUAGUAACAUAAUGUACAUGUAUUUACUUUAUUAGCUUAUUACAAAUUUUGAGUACUUUUACAUAUCUCUUCUACAUACAAGGUAUACAAGUUAAGUCUUCUGAAAUUAGAACUUGUUAAAAGGGCUAUUAAAGUUUAUCUUUCUUAAGUUCA